Messenger RNA from Choloepus didactylus (southern two-toed sloth), 2324 nucleotides. RefSeq names its product EPS8 like 3 (gene EPS8L3). Lineage: Eukaryota; Metazoa; Chordata; Mammalia; Pilosa; Megalonychidae. Gene Ontology annotation, molecular function: actin binding. Gene Ontology annotation, cellular component: vesicle; plasma membrane; ruffle membrane. The record is from RefSeq and is a predicted model, not a curated record. The transcript has 20 exons. Bases 259 to 2037 code for a protein of 592 amino acids. Gene Ontology annotation, biological process: Rho protein signal transduction; regulation of Rho protein signal transduction; positive regulation of ruffle assembly.
GGGACUACCAGCUUCCUGGAGUGAAGGGGUCCAAAGAGCACAGGUGUGGCUGCCUCUUUAGCCAGAGCCCGCCUGCCUGCCUGGGGCCUGCCUGCUCUCCCGGGCUCUGCCUGGGAGGGCUCUGCCCGUGGCCACUGUCGGAGAAGCCGCUGCCCUCCCGCCACCAGCUCCAACACCAGCUCCCCUCAGGGGAACCAGACGCCAGGGCUCACCGACACCCAGUUUGGGUUCUAGCAAACCAUCCACAGCAGCACCAGCAUGUCCCGGCCCAGUAGCAGAGCCAUUUACUUACACCGGAAGGAGUAUGCACAGAGCCUCACCACAGAGCCCACCCUCCUGCAGCACAGGGUGGAGCACCUGAUGACGUGUAAGCUGGGGACUCAGAGAGUCUGGGAGCCCAAGGAUGCCCUGAAGAAGUUGCAGGAGAUGGACGCACAGGGGCGGGUGUGGAGCCAGGACUUGCUCCUGCAGGUCAGGGAUGGCUGGCUUCAGCUGCUGGACAUCGAGACCAAGGAGGAACUAGACUCUUACCACCUGGGCAGCAUCCAGGCCAUGGAUGUGGCGCUCAACAUCUGCUCCUACAACUCCGUCCUGUCCAUCACUGUGCAGGAGUCAGGCCUGCCAGGCAGCAGCACUCUGCUUUUCCAGUGCCAGGAAGUGGGGGCGGAGCGACUGAGGACAGGGCUGCAGAGGGCUCUGGAGGAGGAGCUAGAGCAAAGCAGACCCAGAUUUGGAGCCCAUCGCCCAGGCCAGGACAGAUGGCCAGGGCCCCCUCUGGAACAGGCACCCACUUUAGAGCGGGGGCCCCUGCCAGUGCAGCCCCACUGGAUGACCCCAGAGCAAAAUAUACCACCAUCCCCGAGGUCCCAGUCUCGCCACUCCAGUGCCCAAGAGCCAAGUGCCUUCUCUCCACCUUCUCCAAUACGGCCUGCAUCUCCUGAGGACCCAGAGAGGGACGAGGAGGUGCUGAGCCAUGUCCUAAGGGACAUUGAGCUGUUCGUGGGAAAGCUGAAGGAGAUCCAGGCAAAGACGGGCAAGAAGAAGAAGAAGAAGAAGAAGAGACUGGGGAAAAAAAAGGACAAAUAUCAAGAAGGGUUGACACGGGCACAGUACAUCGAUUGUUUCCAGAAGAUCAAGUACAGCCUCAACCUCCUCGGGAAGCUGACCAACAGGCUUCAUGGGACGGGUGCCCCUGAGUUCGUGCACAUCCUCUUCCAAACUCUGGACUUCAUCCAGACACACUGCCCUGAGUCUGGCCUAGCAGCCCAAGUGAUCUCACCCCUCCUCACCUCCAAAGCCGUCAACCUGCUGCAGUCCUGUCUAAGCCCAGACGAGAGUAACUUCUGGAAGGAGCUGGGCGAGGCCUGGACCACCAGCCGGGCCAACUGGACAGGCAAGGAGCCCCCACCCUACCAUCCCACAUUCUAUGACGGCUGGCAGCUUCCAGAGCCCUUCUCCACCCAGGCACCCUCAGGAUACCAGGACCCUAAUUCCCUCCGCCCUAGGUUAGAGAGCACCUCGCACUUUGCACAGGAGGAGACGCACAACCAUGGCCCUCUGCCUGGGGACACCAAUCCCAUGCCCUCCAGCCCCAGACCUGUCGAGCCAACCCUGAAGAUGCAAGUCCUGUAUGAGUUUGAAGCCAGGAACCCACAGGAGCUCACUGUGGCUGAGGGACAGGUGCUGGAGGUUCUGGACCAGAGCAAGCGGUGGUGGCUGGUGAAGAAUGAGAAGGGACAGAGCGGCUACAUCCCCAGCAACAUCCUGGAGCCCCUCCAGCCGGGGGCCCCUGGGAACCAGAACCAAUCACCCCCUCGGGGUCCAAUGCUUCGACUUAGCUCCAAGCCUGAGGAGGUCACAGCCUGGCUGCAGGCAGAGAAAUUUUCCACUUUCACGGUGAAGACACUUGGGUCCCUAAUGGGGAGCCAGCUGCUUCACAUGAGACCUGGAGAGCUACAGAUGCUGUGUCCAGAGGAGGCCCCUCGGAUCCUGACACGGCUAGAGGCCGUGAGAAGGAUGCUAGGGAUGGGCCAUUAGGCACCAGCUCAGACCCCUCCAAGGCCCAGGCCCUCUCACAUAUCAGAUGGCGGAUCUGAUAUCUUUUAGAUCCCCCAGAAGUCCUCUCCCAGAUGCUCACACCUCAGCUCACACAGCAAAGAGGAUGAGCAGGUCCAGUGGCUGAGGCAAAUGCACCCCUUCCUGCUGUGUUGGAAGCCCUCCCUGGUGGCUUCCUAUUUAUUGUAUCUCUUUCCUAAAUCUGAGAUGCUUCCAUCUAGGCUUAUCAGGACCCUUCUGAGUCCCCCUUCUUCCCAAUAAAAGCAACU